This is a messenger RNA of Panicum virgatum (switchgrass), 1581 nucleotides long. Its product is annotated as peroxidase 9-like. Bases 337 to 1413 code for a protein of 358 amino acids. Gene Ontology annotation, molecular function: heme binding; peroxidase activity. The record is from RefSeq and is a predicted model, not a curated record. Gene Ontology annotation, biological process: hydrogen peroxide catabolic process; response to oxidative stress. The transcript is spliced from 4 exons. NCBI's taxonomy places the organism in Eukaryota, Viridiplantae, Streptophyta, Magnoliopsida, Poales, Poaceae.
CCAGCAUGUUUUUAGGGCACAAGCUAAGCUGAAAAUCUCUCUCUAAACAAAACAGCAAGGAACAGCAUAUGACUAGAUAGAAAUAACCCUUAAAGAAGCUCAAUGAUCUCAUGUGGAAGUGGGAAUUAAUAAUAGAGAACGCAAGGUUUAGGCAGGUCACACAUGGCAAUAAUAGGACAUGAGAUAGUGGCAACAGAUAAGUAACCAAAAAAAUCGACAAAAAGCAACCUCUAAAUCAGGUACACCUGAUGCAAACAGAUGAUGCUUUCCAUAAGUGGAGCGGAUGGAGUGAUGCAGUUGAAUCACAUGAGUGUCUAUAAAUAGGAAGUAGAAUGAAUGAAACUAAAGCACAGCAGCAUUCAAGAACACAUGGUUUCAACUAAGAUAGUUCUUGGUGCAAUCUUCAUUGCUUCCUUCUACUUAUGUGCCUCCCUUGCCUACCCCCCUGGUCGCCAUGAGGGUGCCUAUCCAGUUGGAAAUGCCCCAAUCUCAAGUCUUUCUCCAGAUUACUACAAGUUCACAUGCCCACAAGCCGAUGAGAUUGUGGUGUCUAUACUGAAGAAGGCUAUCGCAAAGGAACCAAGGAUAGCUGCUUCCCUUCUCAGACUCCUAUUUCAUGACUGCUUUGUUCAGGGCUGUGAUGCAUCAGUUCUUUUGGAUGACAGUGAGGAAUUCGUAAGCGAAAAAAGUGCUAUUCCCAAUAAGAAUUCAAUUAGGGGAUUUGAGGUUAUAGAUGAGAUCAAAGCCGCACUUGAGGAAGUAUGCCCACAUACAGUCUCCUGUGCAGACACUAUUGCCCUAGCAGCCAGAGGUUCAACAGUACUGAGUGGUGGACCAUAUUGGGAGCUUCCAUUAGGAAGGAGAGAUUCAAAGACAGCAAACAUGAAGCUAGCAAAUAAGAAUCUUCCUCCCCCAAAUGCAACGCUACACCGUCUUAUCAAGUUUUUCCAAAGGCAAGGACUGGAUAAGGUGGACCUUGUGGCACUAUCAGGAAGCCACACGAUCGGAAAGGCCAGAUGUGUCAGUUUCAAGCAGCGGCUCUACAAUCAGCAUAGAGAUAACAGACCAGACAUAACGCUAGAGAGAAGUUUCUACCACACAUUGGCGUCGGCAUGCCCACGCACUGGUGGUGAUAACAACAUACGAUCACUAGAUUUUGUCAGCCCUUCAAAAUUUGACAACAGCUACUAUAAGCUGAUAUUGGAGGGAAAAGGGCUUCUCAAUUCAGAUGAAGUUUUAUGGACAGGAAAAGAUCCAGAAAUAGCAGGGCUGGUUAAAAGUUAUGCAGAAAACGAGCCACUAUUCUUUGAACACUAUGUGAAUUCCAUAAUCAAAAUGGGGAACAUAAAUCCCCUCAUGGGUCACAAUGGAGAAAUCCGCAAGAACUGUCGUAGGGUCAAUCAGGAGGUCUAGCUGUCAAAAUGCUUGUGUCCCAAUUAGGUUCCUUUGCUUGUGAUGAACCAUUUACUUUGCAUGUUACGUCAGUUUGAAUGUCAGCAUGCCAAUGUGGGGGGGGGGGGGGGGGGGGGGGGGGGGGGCAUAAGAUGUAACUGUAACUUCAGUUUGUUUUUUUCCAAUUUG